Tachyglossus aculeatus (Australian echidna) is the source of this 735-nucleotide messenger RNA. RefSeq names its product putative olfactory receptor 14L1. Gene Ontology annotation, cellular component: membrane. The transcript has 2 exons. The coding region runs from base 1 to 735 and encodes 244 amino acids. The record is from RefSeq and is a predicted model, not a curated record. Gene Ontology annotation, biological process: G protein-coupled receptor signaling pathway. Gene Ontology annotation, molecular function: odorant binding; olfactory receptor activity. Lineage: Eukaryota; Metazoa; Chordata; Mammalia; Monotremata; Tachyglossidae.
AUGGCAAACAUCUCCAAGGUGACGGAAAUCCUCCUCCUGGGUUUCUCGGUGGUCCAGGAGCUGCAGCUGGUCCACACCGCGCUGUUCCUGCUGAUCUACCUGCCGUCGCCAUCACAGCCUUUGACCGGGGCCUCCACACCCCCAUGUACCUCUUCCUCAGGUACCUGUCCUUCACUGAUCUGCGUCCCUAAAUCCAUCCUCAACUCCCUGACGUACCGUAGAGAAAUAUCCCUCCUGAGUUGUGGUACCCAGCUCUUCUUUGCUGUUUCAGAGCUGUCCCUCCUCACGACGAUGUGCUAUGACCGCUACGCCCCCAUCUUCCCCCGUCUGCGCUACGACCUCAUCAUGGACCGAGGGACCUGUGGGAAGUUGGUGGUCGCCACCGAGGGGCCUGGGAGAAGUUGGUGGCCGCCUCCUGGCUCAGCGCGGGGCUCUUCGGGCGAUGUAUUUAGCCGGAACGUUCACAUUAAGCUUCUCGUGGCUAUGGGUAUCAGCUUCAGUUUCAUCUCCUUCGUCUCCAUCGUCGUAUCCUACAUGCGCUUCUUCUCGGCCGUGCUGAGGUUCACGUCCAACGAGAGUCGGGCCAAAGCCUUCUUCACCUGCGUGCCGCACCUCACCGUCGUCACCCUUUUUGUCUCGACUGGAUCCUUGGCUUACCUAAAGCCUGUCUCAGACUCCCCCUCGACGCUGGACCUGCUGGUAUCCGUCUUCUACUUUGUGGUGCCCCCGCCCUGA